This is a messenger RNA of Culex quinquefasciatus (southern house mosquito), 7141 nucleotides long. It is a transcript of the gene arr, whose product is annotated as low-density lipoprotein receptor-related protein 6. Lineage: Eukaryota; Metazoa; Arthropoda; Insecta; Diptera; Culicidae. The record is from RefSeq and is a predicted model, not a curated record. Gene Ontology annotation, molecular function: protein binding.
UAAGUUGUGUUUGAGCCGUGCUGCGAGACGGACGUGUUCGUACGUUUACUCCUCUCCGCGUGUGUGAAAUUGAAAUUUCAUUCAUAAUUUCUGAAAAAGGACUAGUGUUUUCAGCUUGUUGUGAAUAAUUUGUUUCGAAACUAAAAGCUGCUGAUUAUUUCGAAGAGAUUCACUAACAAAUCACGAUUAAUUAAGUAAAAAUUGUGACUUAAGCGGGUUGCGGUGCGCGUUCGCGAUCGAAAUCGAAUCUCCCGGAGAAGAGGAGAAGAGAAUUUGAAAAUUUUCUACAAUGAAGUGAUUUUGGUCCGGGUGAGGGUGUUUGUGUGAUGGAAUCGAGAAAGCCGUACCAAUGUAUGUGAUGGCGCGCGCGUGUGUAUGAAUAUUGAAAUGUAAUAAAUAUACGGGUACGGAGCCCGGAGUCUGUGGAAUAAGCAGCAAAGAAGUGAGUUCAAGUGCUCUUCUAAACAAAGUUCGACGUGACGAAAUUCAGGAAGAGUCCCUAAUAACUGCCGAGAAUUAGGAAGGACGACAGGAUCGGGAUUUUGGUUGGGCUAACAAAAGGAAAAUUGUUGACUUGAGGAAGAAAAGCAAAAUUUGGUGAAGAAGAAAUAAGUCCAAAAUAUUGGAUUUGAUGUGUGUGUUGGUGAUGUUUGAGCUUGUUUUAACUAAAUGAUUUUAAGUGUAUUUUGGGCAGCCUGCACAGCGGGAUACUAAUUUGAUUGAGAAAAUAUUCUGGGUGAGCGACAUGAGAGCAUCUUGAGUAAAAAAAGAUCCACACACAACUCGGAGCCAGAGUCAGACAGCAGGCCAGCCAGCCUCAACUCAACCUGCUCGACACGUUAACGAGCUGAGACACCCCGCCGUGUCCUCCCAUCCCCGGGCAGUCCCACGGAACGGACUCUAGAAGAGAAGCGAAGAGAAGAAAAAAAAAGGUCUUCACCAAGACCACAAUCUUUGGUUGGUGCGCCAGUGUGAGUGAGUGAGAAUUUGUGUUAUUUUGUGCUUUGUGCCUCGACGAAAAGUGACCUCCCAAAACAGAACCGACCGGAUUGGACCGGAGGUCCUUGGGGCGGGAAGAUCCUGUGCGCUAUGAGCUCGUCACUUCUUGGCCACUGCUGAGAAUGAGAGGAUGGCCUGCAGGCCGAAGAAUUCGCGUCGUUUGCGGUCGCGAUCAACGUCCAGAACAUCGACGGGAAAAACGGUGAAAAAUUUCGGUGGAGCUACUCGCUGGAUUGCGAUAUUGUUGGCGGUCGGAUUGCUGUCGUCCCAGCAGAAUGUCCACGGUUCCGUCCUCGCUGGCAGCUCGAACCAGCUGCUGUACACGACGUACAACGACAUCCGGCUGGCGAACGUCACGAUCGCGCAGAACACGACCUGCUCGGUGGAGGUCCUGGUGCGUGACCUGAACGAGGCGUCCGCGAUGGACUUUUACUACGACCGGGGGCUGGUGUGCUUCACCGAGCACAACACCGAGACGAUCCAGUGCGCCCAGAUGCGGCAGGAUCAGUCGUCGUCCGUCAACAAGACAGCUGUGAUAUCCCACGGGCUGGACAAGCCCGAGGGCCUAGCGAUAGAUUGGUAUACCGAUAAGCUUUACUGGACCGACGGCGAGACGAACCGGAUCGAGGUCGCCACGCUCAACGGGCGGUUCCAGAAGGUGCUGGUCUGGAGCGAUCUCGAUCAGCCACGUGCCAUAGCUCUAGUACCUGCCCGGCAGUUUAUGAUCUGGACGGACUGGGGCGAGAGUCCCAAGAUCGAGCGUGCCAGCAUGGACGGCGACCCGCAGUCGCGGACGGUCCUCGUGCACGAUCGGAUAUUCUGGCCAAAUGGGUUGGCCGUUGAUCUGGAGCAUGAACUGAUCUACUGGGUCGACGGGAACCUGCACUUUCUGGACGUGAUGAAUCUGGACGGUAGCAACCGGCGGACGCUCGUCAACAACCUGGAGUACCCGUACAGCCUGACGUUCGCCCCAAACUUCCUGUUCUGGACCGACUGGCAGGACGGAACCCUUCACUACUACAACAUUGCCAGCGAGAAACACGAAGAGAUCUUCGACAGCCCGGUCGUCCCAAUAACCGUCCACGCGUGGGACUCCCGACUCCAACCAGUCUCAGAUAACCCCUGCCGACGGAACAACGGUGACUGUUCCCACCUCUGUCUCCUCUCGACCAACAUGGCCGGCUACAGCUGCGCCUGUCCCACCGGGGUCAAACUCCUAACCAAAACCCAGUGCGCCGAAGGACCCCAAGACAUGCUCUUCGUAGUUCAGCGAACCCAAAUCAGCCGGAUAUCGCUCGACUCCCCGGACUACACCAGCAUCCAACUGCAGCUCGGGAAGGUUCGGUACGCGAUCGCGAUCGACUACGACCCGGUUGACAACUACAUCUACUGGUCGGACGAGGGAUCGAACGCGAUCAAGAAGGUUCGGCCGGACGGGACUGGGAUGGUUGAGGUGGUUAAUACCGAGAUCCUCGGACCGGACGGUCUCGCCGUCGACUGGUUGGCUCGGAAUCUUUACUGGACGGACACAGGGACUGAUCGUAUACAAGUCUGUCGACUUGACGGAACAUUUCGACGGGUACUGAUCUACGAGAACUUGGAGGAACCACGGGCGAUCGCACUUGCGCCAACCCUCGGUUGGAUGUUCUGGAGCGAUUGGAGUGAAAAGGACCCGAAGAUCGAGCGGGCGUCGCUCGACGGUACUGAACGGGUGUUGAUCGUGCAGCAGAACCUCGGUUGGCCCAACGGGAUCGCGCUGGAUGUGGAGGCGCGCAAGAUUUACUGGUGUGACGCGAAGCUCGAUCGGAUCGAGGUCGCCAACAUGGACGGAUCUGGGAGGAACAUCAUAAUCUCGGACAAUUUGCCGCACGCCUUCGGCUUGAGCUUGCUUGGAGACUACCUCUACUGGACGGAUUGGCAGCGAAGGUCGAUCGAUCGAGCGAACAAAAUCAACGGGAAUGAUCGCACCGUGAUCGUGGAGGCGUUCCCCGAUUUGAUGGGACUCAAGGUCGCCAAACUUGGUGAGGUCAAGGGAACAAACCCAUGCGCCCGUGGUAACGGAGGAUGCUCCCAACUCUGCCUAAAUCGACCACGCGACUACGUUUGCCGCUGCCAGAUCGACUAUGAACUCGAUCGAGACAACCGAACCUGCUUCAUCCCAUCGGCCUUCCUGCUUUUCUCCCGACACGACACCGGUUCCAUCGGACGGAUCUCGAUCGACAGUCACAACCACACGGACUACGCUCCCUUCCGGAGCGUGAUCGACGCGCACUACCUGGACGUGGACAUCGCAGAUCGUCGCAUCUACUGGGCGAGCCAGAAGCAGAAGCACAUCUCACGGGCCUACAUCAACGGGUCAAAUGUAGAGAAGAUCGUUGAGUCGGGGUUGAUUCAACCAGAGGGAAUCGCCGUAGAUUGGUUGGCGCACAACAUCUACUGGACGGACGCGGAAGCUCGACGGAUCGAGGUUGCGCGACUUGACGGAAGUAGUCGUCGCAUCCUGAUCUGGAAGGGUAUUGAAGAACCAAGAAACCUCAUCCUUGAACCACGCCGUGGACUCAUGUACUGGGCCGAGUGGCCUUCGGACUCGAUCCGCCGAGCCGUCAUGGACGGCUCCGAACUCAAGACCAUCAUCUCCGGAGCUAACCUCGCCACCGGACUCACCCUGGACCCGGACACCCGCCGUCUCUACUGGGCCUGCCAAAGCUCCCCCACCGCCAUCGAAUCCGCCGAGUGGGACGGCAACAAGCGGAAGAUCCUCGUCACCGCCGACACCGAUAACCCCUUCGUCCCGCAUGCCGUCACCCUGUACAAGGACUACGUCUACUGGAGCGACUGGAACACGGGCGAAAUCGAACGCGCCAACAAGAGUUCCGGCGAAAACCGAACCAUCGUCCACACCGGCCUCAAGUACACCAACUCCCUGCUCGCGUUCCACCCGUUACGCCAGUCCGGCUCGAACCAGUGUCGCACCAACAACGGCGGCUGUUCCCAUCUCUGUCUGGCGCUAGGUCAGCGCAAAAUGACCUGCGCCUGCCCGACGCACUACACGCUGAACGCGAACCGAGUGUCGUGCAGCCCACCGAAGAACUACAUCAUCUUCAGCCAGCGCAACUCGUUCGGGCGGUUUAUGCCGAACACGACGGACUCGCCGGACGUGCCGCUGCCGGUCACCGGGAAGAACAUCCGUGCCGUGGAGUACGACGUGCUGACGCGGUUUGUGUAUUGGAUCGACGGGCGUGGACCGAUCAUCCGGCGGGCGUUCGACAACGGAACCAGCGCGAAGGUGUUUAUCGAUCCAGCCUCGUCGCCGUUCGAUAUGGUGAUCGAUCCGAUCGGGCGGUUGCUGUUCUGGAGCUGCUCGCACACCAACACCAUCAACAUAACGACUCUCGACGGUGAAAUCGAGCGCAUCGGCAACGUGGACAUUGGCCCGUCGGAGAAACCCCGCAGCCUGGCGCUACACCCUUCCAAACGGCUGCUCUUCUGGACCGACGUCGGCACCGCCCAGUCCAUCAUCCGUGCCAAGCUGGACGGCUCCCAGCGGCGCGAACUCGUUUCGAAGCUGGAGGGCAUUACGGCGCUUGCGUUGGAUCCCCAGCUGAAUCGAUUGUUUUACGCGCACGGGAAGCGCAUCGACAUGGUUGAUAUCGAGGGACGGGAAAUAAAAACCUUGGUAGCGGAACAUAUCAGCUUGGUGUCGUCGAUCGCUGCGUUGAACGGGUACAUUUACUGGUUGGACGAGCGGCCUGGGAUGGAGCGGAUUUCGGUGCUGGGUGAGAAUCGCCGCACGGAGAUUCAGAAGAUUCCGCAUAUUACCGAUAUUGUGGCGGUUUGGACGCCGGAGGGUCGAGCGUUGCGGAAUCACACGUGCUCGACGCGGGCAAAGUGUACGCACAUCUGUAUUGGAUCGCCGGAGGACGCCAAGAGUGAUGAUAUGUGCGCGUGUCCGCAGGGGUUGAUGCUGAUGAAGGAUAGGAGGAGUUGUGGCGCGUUGCCGGUUUGUGGUCCGGAUCAUUUUACGUGUGCGGCGACGUUUGCUAGUAGUGGGUUGGACGGGGAUAAUAAUAAGGACUGUAUUCCGGUGUCGUGGAGAUGUGACGGGCAGAAGGAUUGUCCGGAUCGGUCGGAUGAGAUGGACUGUCCGGCGUGUCGGGCUGAUCAGUUCAAGUGUCAGUCUGGGGAGUGUAUCGACAAGCACUUGGUUUGUGACGGGACGACGCAGUGCUUGGAUGGUUACGAUGAGGCGGUGUGUUGUAAGAAUCCGGAGGAUUUCCAGUGCCCGACGAGUAAGGUUUGCAUCUCUUACCACAAUGUUUGUGACGGGGAUGAACACUGUGCGAACGGGGAGGACGAAGCGCCGGAGAUCUGCGCGGAGUACAACAAUAGACGGAUGGCGCCGAGUGGAAGCAAGAUCACGAUGUUGAUCGUGGUGGUGAUCGCGGUAGCGGUCGUGUUCAUCGUGGUGUAUUUGCUGCAGACCUGCAGGUCUAGGUUUGGCGCUGGGUCUUCUGAACCCAAGGAAGAUCAGGCAGCUGCUCCGCUAUCUCCUGGAGGUAUUCACAAGAACAUCCGUGUGUCGAAGCUGAGUUCGGUAGCGGACGCCGUACGGAUGUCCACCCUGAACAGUCGAAACAGUACCAAUAGCUACGAUCGGAACCACAUCACCGGCGCGUCCAGUUCAACCACCAACGGCAGUAGCCUGAUCGGCUACCCCCUGAACCCACCUCCCUCUCCGGCCACGAUCGCCGGUUCCGCGCGCUACUCCUCCAACUACCACCCCUACAAACACUACAAGAUCAUCAACCAACCACCACCCCCAACGCCCUGCUCAACGGACGCCUGCGACGAGAGCGACUCGAACUACACGAGCAAAAGCGCGCGCAGCCGGGGACGGCGGAUCAUCAACGGCGGCGGCGGCGGCGGAACCAGCAGCAGCAGUGGCCGCGGCGGCAUCAAGUACCACCACAGCCACCAUCACCACGUGAACAACAACAGCAGCGACCGGUACGACUCGGAACCGUACCCGCCGCCGCCAACGCCACGCUCGCACUACCACCACAGCGACGUGGGCGGAAUGCGCGAGGAGCACUACAACAUCAGCUGUCCACCGUCGCCGAGUUCGCGCAGCUCGACGUACUUUUCGCCGCUGCCUCCGCCGCCCUCGCCCGUUCCGUCGCCAUCCCGGGGGUACUCGUAACUUCCUGGGGGGAUAGCGUUAUUUUAAAAUUGUAAAUAUUUAUUUCGCCAAAUGGUUAGUUAGAAUAAAGAACGUCCUGUCUUCCCAGAACAACCCAACAAGUCUUGCAAAAUUAUGAGACGAGAAAAAAAGUGCCUAAAAUCGAAACUUGAAGCCCAGCUUGUGCCGCGAGCUUCCCCACUAGCUUUAAAAACAAAUAUUUCACGGUAGAUUUUAUAUAUAUUUGAAGAAAAAAAAUCAUUGUUGGUUACCUUCUACAAACUUCAUACUUGUAAAAAGAAGCAAAAAACAUGAGUGCGAGAUUUCAUGGCAAUUUGUUGCAUUUUUCCCCUACCUUAUAGAAUAUAACACAAAAAAACAAAUCUACUUCUUAAAGCGCAACUCGCGAAGCAAUACCCACUGAAGAGCACAUUUCUGCCGAGAGCGCGCGCGCCCUGCAAUCAAUCCCACCACAUUUCACAAAAAAAAAAUAUUGUUAGUAGAGCAAGUAAGAUAAAAACAAAGCAACCCUCGCAGCUAAACAGAAUUGAUUUCUUCAUCCCCAACCAACCAAACUUCAAAUCAAAUCGCGUCGCGUCGCGGCGUCGUCGGACGGGAAAUGUGCUCCAAAAGACUGAUGACUGACUUAAGAAGUGUAUAAAAACAAGCAAAAAAUUACUGUAUAGUGUGCAGAUAAGGUUUAGAAAUGAACCGCGGUUUGUUAGUUUAGUGAAGGAGUAAAUUUAGUUUAAAAACGAAACAAAUCUGUGAGUCGACCCCCCAUUUUGUGGGGGUUGGACGCACAGUUGUUUCCCCGAAAUGGAUGCCUCUUCUCAAGCGAGCUUAUAAAAAAAGAGUAUGGUUAGCAAUGAAAUGAAAGCAAUGUAUGAAUUGUAAAAGAAAAAACUUUAUAGGGGUUUUUUUUUAAUUGUUGUACAAAAAUAUACAAAAUUGAAGCAAAAA